Messenger RNA from Boleophthalmus pectinirostris (great blue-spotted mudskipper), 2618 nucleotides. RefSeq names its product ADP-ribosylation factor 2a (gene arf2a). Gene Ontology annotation, cellular component: cytoplasm; plasma membrane. Gene Ontology annotation, molecular function: GTP binding; GTPase activity. The transcript has 5 exons. Gene Ontology annotation, biological process: intracellular protein transport; vesicle-mediated transport. The coding region runs from base 100 to 642 and encodes 180 amino acids. NCBI's taxonomy places the organism in Eukaryota, Metazoa, Chordata, Actinopteri, Gobiiformes, Gobiidae. The record is from RefSeq and is a predicted model, not a curated record.
GUUUGAGACAAGAACAAGAAGAACACGUCAACCCGGAAACGCAGCGACAUUUGUAGAUUGGAGACUUGACUCCUGUCAAACAAACUCAGAAUACGAAAAAUGGGUGGGUCUCUUUCAGCUCUUUUUAAAAAUCUCUUUGGCAAGAAAGAGAUGAGAAUACUGAUGGUUGGACUAGAUGCUGCUGGAAAGACAACCAUACUGUAUAAACUGAAACUGGGAGAAAUUGUUACCACAAUCCCAACUAUUGGUUUCAAUGUGGAGACUGUAGAAUAUAAGAAUAUUAGUUUUACAGUUUGGGAUGUGGGUGGUCAAGACAAAAUCAGACCACUAUGGAGGCAUUACUUCCAAAAUACACAAGGGCUAAUAUUUGUGGUGGACAGUAACGACAGGGAGCGCAUUGCUGAAGCCAAAGAAGAGCUGAAUCGGAUGUUGGGCGAGGAUGAGCUCAGGGAUGCUGUGCUUCUCGUAUUUGCAAACAAACAGGAUCUGCCUAAUGCACUGACUGCCCCAGAAAUCACAGAUGCCCUGGCCUUGCACACUCUGCGUAAUCGUAAGUGGUACAUCCAGUCUACGUGUGCCACCAGUGGAGACGGUCUGUACGAGGGACUCGAGUGGCUCUCCAAUGAGCUCAAGACGAUUUAAAGCAGUGAUUGGACUCAGUGGAUCUCUAGUCUUUUUCCCCUUUUCUUCUCUGUUGGACUUUAGGCCAGCUGUGGGCUGUGUAAACGUGUGUUUGUGGAAUAAUCCUGUAACUGAAGGAUGCAUGUGAGUAGGAGCAUCCCUCCUGUGCCUUUUACUAGCACGUUACUUUUAAUCCAACAUAAUCUGUUCAAGCCAGCAACAAAACCAUUUGCAUUGGUCUUUCCACAAAAAAAGUCCAUCCCAGACUUUAGGUCUGAAGCAACUAUCUUCCAAUAUUACACAGCUAUCAAUAUAAUUAACAGCCCUGUACUGACUUAGAAUUUAUUUGUCAUUCAUUUAGACAACAGACAUCAACAAAAAAAAAACAGGCACUGAUGAGCUUUGUGUGUUGAGGUUUUAUCAUUAAGCACCUUGAACUUCACUUCAGAACAAAUCUAGAGGCAAUAAAUGCUUGAGUGCAUGUUUACAUAUAUGAAGGGAAAUUACAGUGUAUUCUUAGCUUUGUGUUUUGGUUUCUAUUCUGUGACACCCUUUUCUCUCUGUUAAGGUUGGUUGUGUAUUUUUCUUUGGGUAAUGUAUAAUUAUUAUAACUCUCUUUGCAUGUUUAACUUGUGCAUGCACAGAUGGUAGCAGGUGCUGCCCUUUGACUUUCUUCUCUUGAGACCAGUUUACAUAAGAAAAGGGUCUAUUGUAUUGGUGUGCUGUUGGACUGGUCUAGACCUCAAACAUUCCCAAACCAGUUUUUGUUAUUAGAUGUUGAACUGGACAUUUGGCAUGUGGGUAAACAGGGUGUCUUUCUCCUGGCCUUUUAACAUUGGCACAGCUUGCAUAUCUUGCACAAAUCUUAGUAAAGCCCUCACAAUGAUAACAAUGUUAGAUCUGUCAUGAUAAUCACUAUACUGACUUAUCAUUCAACAUAUGAAAGAUGAGACAAUAUAUUUGGGGCUCAGUAUUUAUCUUGUGGCCAUUUUCUUAGGAAAUUGGGGAUUUUAGUUAUUUUUGUUGUAAUAAGAAAAGAUCUGAGCUGCAGAGGGUUGAAUAAGUCAUUUCUGUGGCUAAUUAUCGGUUCUCCUGGCUAUUUAUUUGUUACAGCUCAACCUUUUAGUGAAGGUGAAUAUUUUACAAAUGGGUUUAUUGGGAUUAUCCUGCUUUAUUUUAAUUGUGUGAGUUACUAAAGCAGUUUCAAUAAUAUCGUUUAUUGCAAUCUUUCUCUAUAACAAUAUAUUGUGCUUCAAAAUGUGUUAUCAUGACAGGCCUAAACAAUGACAAUAAUUAUUCAGAACAAGAGAGAAAUAUUGGCAGUCUGUAAAAACACUAAAAAGAACUAACUAUAAAGAUAUGUUCAAACAAGGGUCCAGUCCUGAACAGUGCAUUAGCAGUAUUCAGGUCUUUGGUUAAAGAUGCAUUAUAUAACUUUUUGGUUGGGGGUCCAUCACGUGGUGGUUUCUAUGGAUAUGUGACUGCUCUGCUAGGAAUGUUCCCCAAUAUGACAUUAAACAGCUCAAUUACAGGUGGUUUUAUAGCUCAAAAAUACCUAGACAUCAUAUCUCUCAUUAUGAGCGGCCUCUCCACAAACCUGACCUGUAACUUGGGUCUGGUUUUGUCUCCAUGAUGAUAGAAAGGUUUAAUGCCAUACUGUGAAACAUUCCAGGCAAAGCAAUAACACCUCCAUGAAGAAAAGCAUUUGACGGACUCUGACCAGAAAAAUUGCACAAUGCACCUUUAAGUUUUAAUUAAUUUUGUUGAAUAGAUGUUGGAUGCAUUCCUAAUUAAUAUAGUGGUACUCCAGGAGUAAAACCAAAUGUACACUGUAUAUAAAUAUGUAAAUGUGUUUUAUUUGGAAACAAAAUGGACAAAAUGUUUCACAUGUCCACUCGUGAAGCUUUAACUUUUCAAGAAUGUUUCUAAACAAAUGAGCAACCUUAACAGAUACUGAACUUGAACAUGCGCUAUAAUAAAUACAUAUCUAUAACAAA